AUGCCGGGGACGUGGAACUCAAGGAACCGUGUGUUCUCGUCCGCACUCAGAGGCUGCAUUCCUCCCACAUGUCUCCAGCCCAAGACAGAGCAGACCAGACCAGAGCAGGCCAGAGGGCAGGCUCCCGGGAGGAGGCAUCACAAGGCGCCACGAAGCAGAGAGGGCUCUGCUGCUGCUGCCGCUGUUGCGUACGCGGCAUCUGGAAGCAAGUGGGUAGAGGGGUACCAUGUGGGCACGCACCGGUGGCCCAUUAUCAAAAUGCUGACGCCGGAACUGGGCCCGUUCCCUCUGUUCGUGGAGAUGCCUCUGGGGUUCGUAGAGUGCGAUGUGCAUCCGGGGAUGGCCAGCCCAGUGGGAUUGUCUCCCGGCCCCUACCCUACAUGA
Messenger RNA from Colletotrichum spaethianum, 384 nucleotides. RefSeq lists its product as uncharacterized. The record is from RefSeq and is a predicted model, not a curated record. The transcript has a single exon. NCBI's taxonomy places the organism in Eukaryota, Fungi, Ascomycota, Sordariomycetes, Glomerellales, Glomerellaceae. The coding region runs from base 1 to 384 and encodes 127 amino acids.